AGAGGUAGUUUGUUGCAUUGAACAGCGAGUGUGGGUAAUUCGCUUCGACAGGGAGGAAGAAGGAAGCAUUCGAUGAGUGUGGUGAAAGCAGCCAGGUUACUGGAGGCUGCUGUGCAACAGGGUGUCAAGACAGGGUGUGCGUGCCGGGUUCGCAUACUGGCUGAAAGGGUAACAUGGGCGAGACCAGUAUUUGCAAUGUGAAGGCGACCGUGAUGACCUAUGACGACGGGUGCAAGCGCUGGGUGACCGUGGGCUCGGACACGGCCGUCCUCAGCCGCGUCCAGAUCUACCACAACCCAGACGUAAACACCUUCAGGGUGGUGGGCCGCAAGAUGCAGGCCGACCAGGAGGUGGUGAUCAAUUGCGCAAUUACCAAGGAUGUGAAGUACAAUCUGGCCUCUGCAAAUUUCUUCCAACUGCGGGAUUCCCGGCAGUUGUGGGGACUUAACUUUGGCAGUGAGGAAGAGGGCCCACUCUUUUCCGACUCCAUCAAAUAUGCUCUUCAGACUCUGGAGAAUGGUAACAACACAGGUCCAGUUCAGGGCGGUCAGGGGGCGAGGCCAGUCGCCAGCCCUCCCUCUGCUCCUGCAGCUCCUCCCACCCCACCGGCGCCUCCUGCUCCUCCUCCCAAAGAAGUCGCUCCUUCCUCGGCCGGAGCUCCACCACCACCUCCGGGUCCACCUCCACCCCCAGGACCUCCUCCUGCACCUCCUGCACCUCCCCCUCUCGGUGCAGCCCCGUCUGGGCCUAGUCCCAGUGAAGGAGGAGGAGGAGGAGGAGGAGGAGGAGGAGGAGGAGGAGGAGGAGGAGGAGGAGGAGGGUUUAGCGGAGAUGAUUUUGCAAAGGCUCUGGCAGGGGCCAGGCUGCGUAAAGCGCCCAAGAAAGAAGAAGACGCCUCGUCCCCAUCGAAAGAGGCCCCAGCUUCUGGAGGAGGAGGUGGAGGAGGUGGAGGAGGUGGAGGAGGUGGAGGAGGUGGAGGAGGUGGAGGACUCAUGGGAGAGAUGAGUGCCAUACUUGCCAGACGGAGGAAGGUUUCCGAUGUUCCUGCAGUUAAAAAGGAUGAAACAAGAAAUGAGGGCUCAGACUCCCAGCCAUCUAAACCAUCAAAACCAAUUGAUAACUUUGUUAAGCCCCAGGGAAAGGCUACCACCUUGCCUCGGCCUAAACCUUCGCCCGUGAUGCAGAGGGAACCCAGCAUUAGCACAACCAGCCCUGCCUCCCCGUUCUCCCAAGCUAGAAUGAAGAACAUGAAAACAAACCCAGAGAGUCCAACACCCGAAGGGACUAAUAUGAACCAAUUCAAAGAGGACAUCCUCCUGGAGGUGAAGAAAGAGCUUCAUAAAGUGAAGGAGGAGAUUAUCACAGCAUUGAUUGAACACUUACAAGGAUCAGAAGUCUGAAGAGUUGCAAGAGAUGGAAGCAAUGAAUUCAAUGUUUGCCACAGGGUGUAUUUUGUCCAUUAUUCAGUAGCCUACAUGCUGCAUAGAGUUGUACGUUGACAAUAAAAAAGAUCUGAGAAAUGUUUGAGAACUUCCUUCAUACUUCCUGCAAAAAAUAUUGUAUAUGGAGUUCAAAUAAUUGCUAAUAAUAUCAGUAAAAACAUUCGAUAUUUUUUUGUUGCUGUGAAUGUGUCUGCGUGCGUGUGUCGUGUGUAUGUUUGGUUGUCUUUGUUUUGGUGUGUUAGGUUUAUUAGAUCAUAAGAAUUCCCAGAUGUUGAGAAAAUGUCUUUAAUAAAAAAACAGCAUCAUCAUUGUUGAGAAACAACUUGGGUUGGAUUUUAUGUAGGCCUACUUCAUGACCAAUGUUAUGUUUCAUUACCUUAACAUAACAUAAAACGUGUAAAAUGUAAUGUCUUCUUCGUGUUUAUUUUAAUGUCUGGUAUUUAUUCUUACUUUAACUUCUCAAUUUAGGGGAUUUAGCAGAUGCUUAUAUCCAAAGCGACUUGAAAUAAGUACUGUUUCUCUUUCUCUUUGUCGGUGAAAGAGAAACAAAAAUAUAUCGCUGUCGUACAGAAAGGAUGUUCAUAGAACAAGUGCCAAGCACUUACAAAGGUUAACACAUUCCCAGUAUGCAACAAAGACAGGUAUAUGCUACACGAUGCAAGUUCUAUUUUUAAGUGCCAGGACGUAGAAACAUACAAUAAGUGCAUAAGAGGGUAUUUUUAGAAGGGUAAUGGAGGAAAGUUAGGGAGGUGUGGGGUAAAGAGGGAGGCCACGCAGAGUCCAGGUACAAUCUGAACACGUGAAUCCUGAGCUGCUGAACGGCUCUCCAGUCCUGACCUCGGCAGGUAACUCGUUCCGCCUUUGCAGCGCCCAAACAGAGGAGAGGUGUGACUUUGUGCGUCCUUUUCUUACUUUAACGGACAUUCUAACAUUAUCAUU
This is a messenger RNA of Gadus chalcogrammus (walleye pollock), 2381 nucleotides long. Its product is annotated as vasodilator-stimulated phosphoprotein-like. The coding region runs from base 174 to 1400 and encodes 408 amino acids. Gene Ontology annotation, molecular function: profilin binding; SH3 domain binding. The transcript has 12 exons. Gene Ontology annotation, biological process: neural tube closure; actin cytoskeleton organization; positive regulation of actin filament polymerization. The record is from RefSeq and is a predicted model, not a curated record. Lineage: Eukaryota; Metazoa; Chordata; Actinopteri; Gadiformes; Gadidae.